CUGUUUUGGUGCAUCGCACAUGGGUUUGAGGCAUCCUAACCUGUCCUUUCAUCCCAGGGCCCUGUGGAUGGGAAUGGACGGACAGAUGGCUGCUUUGCCAGCCUUGCCCAGCGCCACGGUCCAUACGAGAGCCCCGGCAGGCGGGUUUUGACGGCCGGCGUGGCGAGCAGAGCGGGACUGGGCCCACCCGUACCUCCUGACUCUUCUGUGGUAGACGUGAACCACUGUGUGGAUUGGGUUUUUAAGUCGCGAAAGACUUCGUGCCGCAGCUGCCGUCACCAUGAACGGGCUGUCGGUGAGCGAGCUGUGCUGCCUCUUCUGUUGCCCGCCCUGCCCCAGCCGGAUAGCGGCCAAGCUGGCCUUCCUGCCCCCGGAGCCCACCUACGCCAUUGUGCCCGAGCCAGAGCCUGCAGGCAGCACCAGCACCAGCUCGCUGAGGGGCAGCACGCCGGGGCGCUGGAAGCUGCACUUGACCGACCGGGCAGAUUUCCAGUAUGCCCAGCGGGAGCUGGACACCAUUGAGGUGUUUCUAACCAAGAGCAGCCGAGGGAACCGCGUCGGCUGCAUGUACAUCCGCUGUGUGCCAGGCGCCAGGUUCACGGUGCUCUUCUCCCAUGGCAAUGCUGUGGACCUAGGCCAGAUGAGCAGCUUCUACAUCGGGCUGGGCACGCGCAUCAACUGCAAUAUCUUCUCCUAUGACUACUCGGGCUAUGGUGUCAGCACGGGGAAACCCUCAGAGAAGAACCUUUAUGCUGACAUCGAUGCUGCCUGGCAAGCGCUGAGGACACGGUACGGGAUCAGCCCGGAGAACAUCAUCCUGUACGGACAGAGCAUUGGCACAGUGCCCACCGUGGACCUGGCUUCACGCUAUGAGUGUGCCGCUGUCGUGCUGCACUCGCCCCUCACUUCGGGCAUGAGGGUUGCCUUCCCGGACACUAAGAAGACCUACUGCUUUGACGCCUUCCCCAACAUCGAGAAGAUUUCGAAGAUCACUUCGCCUGUCCUCAUCAUCCACGGCACCGAGGACGAGGUCAUCGACUUCUCGCAUGGGCUGGCGCUAUACGAGCGCUGCCCCAAGGCAGUGGAGCCCCUGUGGGUGGAGGGUGCGGGACACAACGACAUUGAACUGUAUAGCCAGUACCUUGAGCGCUUGCGCAAGUUCAUCUCCCAGGAGCUGGCGAGCCAACGCAACUGAGCAGCCAUCUCCGCCCCAUGCUGAGCCAGGCGGUAGGGCACCGGCUCCUGGAGGUGCCAUGAGCUCAGGCAGCCUCAGCUGGGGCCCAGACCGAACUGAGUAGCUGGAGAGAAGCUGCAGGUCCUUGAAUGUACAUUGUGUGUCUCAUGACAUCUUGGGCAAGUCCCAUUUGAUACAAGCACAGCGCCCUUGCUGGACCUCCCCUGCAAAGUGCAUCCUGCCAACAGGGGUUCUGCACGGGAGCCUGGGGGACAGCAGGUGUAGAGGAGUUUUCUCCCCCCCAUGGGUGUCUUGGGGGGCAGGGAAAAAGGACAAGGACCCAUCCCUCCAACUCCUGCCCGAGUCGUCUCCUGAGCCUGCCCUGGAGCUGGCUGGGGGUUCCUGCAGCCUCAGCCCUCCGGGAAUCACCUCCAGCUCUGACCCUACCGUGCAGCUGUUCUGACAAUAGCAAUAAGCACUGGGCAAGCUGCAGGUAAGAGAGCAGCACAUCCCUGGCAGGAUGC
Gavialis gangeticus (Gharial) is the source of this 1698-nucleotide messenger RNA. RefSeq names its product abhydrolase domain containing 17A (gene ABHD17A). NCBI's taxonomy places the organism in Eukaryota, Metazoa, Chordata, Crocodylia, Gavialidae. The transcript has 4 exons. Gene Ontology annotation, cellular component: endosome membrane; plasma membrane. The record is from RefSeq and is a predicted model, not a curated record. The coding region runs from base 281 to 1195 and encodes 304 amino acids. Gene Ontology annotation, biological process: protein depalmitoylation. Gene Ontology annotation, molecular function: palmitoyl-(protein) hydrolase activity.